AUGAGCAGCUAACCAAAACAAAGUGCUCUUAAUAGUGUCAUAAACAUAUUUCUAGAUAUUGUUUCCCAAAAAAUUUCUGAGGAUGAGCUAAAUACGGAGUCUUCAUGGAGUAGUAUGUGCGAUAACAUUAGUAUAAAAGAGGUAUCUCAAUAGUAAUAACAAGUUUCUUGCUCAUAAUUUAAGAAUUCAUAAUAGAUAUCUGCUUAAUACUCUGAUGCUUCUGAUGGAUAGUUUGAAGUCUCUAAAAUGAAACAUAACUAACUAUAAAAUAUGAUAAAAAAUAUCUUAAAAAGCUUUCUAAAGUAUUUAAUAAAAUUGUAAGAUAUGAAUACUAUUAGAAAAUAUUAAUCAAUGUACAGUAAACACACCAUUAUAUCCUUUUCCUAAAUAAAAAAAGUUGUAUCUAAGAAAGUAAACAUUAAGGCUAAUAGGUGGAAUUUUUAGCUGCAAAGUAUUGUUUAAAGCCAAAAAUUAAAGCAUAUAUUUUAUGACUAUCUAAUUGAUUCAUCAGAAUCAUGGUUAUUACAAUCAAAAGUUUCUAAUACAAAUGAACAUCAAAGACUUAUUUUCUUUAUUCUAAAUUGCAUUGAAAAUAACUAACCAUUAAAAAUAAAAACAUAUAAGAAAAAAAAAUGA
This is a messenger RNA of Tetrahymena thermophila SB210, 636 nucleotides long. RefSeq lists its product as hypothetical. The transcript has a single exon. Lineage: Eukaryota; Ciliophora; Oligohymenophorea; Hymenostomatida; Tetrahymenidae. The record is from RefSeq and is a predicted model, not a curated record.